Molecule: messenger RNA, 4427 nt
Organism: Mus musculus (house mouse)
Lineage: Eukaryota; Metazoa; Chordata; Mammalia; Rodentia; Muridae
Gene: Magt1
Product: magnesium transporter 1
Exons: 10
Coding region: 40-1047 (335 amino acids)
Biological process (GO): protein N-linked glycosylation
Cellular component (GO): oligosaccharyltransferase complex; endoplasmic reticulum membrane; endoplasmic reticulum
Molecular function (GO): magnesium ion transmembrane transporter activity
Source: RefSeq, marked validated
AAGAAAGUUUCGCCCCGCCGCCAAGAGAGAAGCGUGAACAUGGCCUCGCCAAGGUGGUUCUGGUCUGUGUGUGCGAUCGCAGCGGUGGCACUGCUGCUCGUUUCCAAGGUUCCUUCGGCCUCUGCCCAAAGAAAGAAGGAGAUGGUGUUAUCUGAGAAGGUUAGUCAGCUGAUGGAAUGGGCCAAUAAGAGACCUGUAAUAAGAAUGAAUGGAGACAAGUUCCGUCGUCUUGUUAAAGCUCCACCGAGAAAUUACUCAGUUGUCGUCAUGUUUACUGCUCUCCAACUUCAUAGACAAUGUGUCGUUUGCAAGCAAGCUGAUGAAGAAUUCCAGAUUUUGGCAAAUUCUUGGCGAUACUCCAAUGCAUUUACCAACAGGAUAUUUUUUGCCAUGGUGGAUUUUGAUGAAGGCUCAGAUGUAUUUCAAAUGCUAAACAUGAAUUCAGCUCCAACUUUCAUCAACUUUCCUCCGAAAGGAAAACCCAAAAGGGCUGAUACAUAUGAGUUGCAGGUGCGAGGGUUUUCAGCUGAGCAGAUUGCCCGGUGGAUUGCAGACAGAACUGAUGUCAACAUUAGAGUAAUUAGACCUCCAAAUUAUGCUGGACCCCUAAUGUUGGGACUGCUGCUGGCUGUUAUUGGUGGACUUGUGUAUCUGCGAAGAAGCAAUAUGGAGUUCCUCUUUAAUAAAACUGGAUGGGCUUUUGCAGCUUUGUGUUUUGUACUUGCUAUGACAUCUGGCCAAAUGUGGAACCAUAUAAGAGGACCACCAUAUGCUCAUAAAAAUCCCCACACAGGACACGUGAAUUACAUCCACGGGAGCAGCCAGGCCCAGUUUGUAGCUGAAACCCACAUCGUUCUUCUAUUCAAUGGUGGGGUUACCUUAGGAAUGGUGCUUUUAUGUGAAGCUGCUACCUCUGACAUGGAUAUUGGGAAGCGAAGGAUGAUGUGUAUUGCUGGGAUUGGACUCGUUGUGUUAUUCUUCAGUUGGAUGCUCUCUAUCUUUCGAUCAAAAUACCAUGGCUAUCCAUACAGCUUUCUGAUGAGUUAAAGAGGAUUCCAGAGAAACAUUGACACUGGUAAUGGAAACUGAAAAAUAAAAACUAUUUGGUGUUUGAAGAAUGCAACUCACAUAUUUUAUAUUACCUCUUUUUGUCAAGUGAUCUAAGUAGUUAAUCAUUAAACCAAAGAUGUGUAGUGCCUUAACAAGCAGUUGUAAAGAUCAUGAAGUGUUUGGAAUUGUGCUCCUCCUAACCUUCCCUUCCCAAUGAACUUAGGAAACAUUUGGGGUUUGUAGUAUUAAGUACUUUAUAAACAUUUAAAACUACUACUUCAUUUUACUUAGAGAAAAACUCAAAACUACUAUAGUUAACUUGAUUUUAUCUCAUCUAAGGUUGGGGAUGGAAGGUUCUGAGCAGGAAUCUCCACCUCUGCCUAUUGCAAACAACUGCAUCUGGAAGCCAUUGUUCCUUUUCCUUCUUUGUGCAGAUGUGUGUGCUUUACAGACCUUUCCUCUUGGGCCCAGGUAUCAUAUACACUGUGUCAUCUGAAAAUGGACCGUGUCGCCUUUGGAAAGAUACAUGUCUUCCUGUGUCUUUCCACCUGAAAUCAGCUACAUAUAUGCCUCCUUUUACACAUUCAGAAGUACCUCUAACUAAAGACUAUGAUUUGUGCAUGAGUGUGCUAUAACUACCUUGUACAUGGAAAGAUUUCUCAUUCUGUUUCUAGUUUUAUUUAAAGUAGCCCUUCUCUAACAAUAAUAGUUUCUUGCUAAAAAUCAGUAUAACUUAUAAAUGGUCUCAAAUGUUUGUGUAAGUUACGCAUUGUUAUUGAUUUCAUUCUUAUGUAACAGAAAAAUAAGCUGAGUUGUGUUCAUGGAAAGGACUCCCUUAGAAGAAUGAGAAAACACAAUCAUGAAAUACUGAUUUGUUGCCUAGGUACAGAAAUGAAAUGGUUUGCCAGGCUGUGGUAGAUGAAGGCUGAGCUCUGUGAGUUUGUGGUCAGCCUGGGCUACAUAGUGAGACCCUGUAUCCAGGGGAAAAGAAAAAAAAAGGAAGGAAGGAAGAAAAGUAGCAUGUUUUCAAGCUGAGGCUGGGGCUCAGAGGUAUAGUGCUUGCCUAGCAAGAGUUACACUCUGUGUUCAAUCCCAAUGCCUUAGAAAGAUUUCUUGAAACCUGGUCUGUGAAUUUUUCCUUGUUUUGAUAAGGACUGUUCCUUGAAACCUGGUCUUUUGUUUUUUAAAACACAUGUUCGUAAAACAUGGGGCUAUUUUUUUAAAAUAAGUGUUUCUUGAAACCUAUUAUGGCUCUUGUUUUCAUUUUUGUUUUUGUGUGCCGGUUUUCUAAAAGCAAUGUUCUUGAAACCUGUCUUUGAGACAGAGCUCUCGCUGCUCUUACCUCUCUUAGGGAGAGCUGUCCCGCCUUCAGCUCACAUUCAUCCUCCUGUCUCAGCUUCUCAAGUGCUGGGGUUGCAGGCUUGUGCCACCAUUGACUGUAAUCUGCUUUUGCUAUCAGUUUAGCUUUUUAUUUACCCCGUCAAUUAGAGAUACAAAGAAUGGUAGCAGGCACCUGCCUCUGCUCUUAGCUACCCUGCUGGCUGAAGUAGAAUCCAAGAAGACCAAGAACUUGACACAUUCUGGCAUCAUAUUAACACCUCAUCUCAAAAAUAUGUCAGAAAAGAAAACUAUGAAGGGAUUUUGUUUGAAUUUUAUCUUUUUUUCCUGGUAGUGAAAAUAACCAUAUAUGCUAACCAGUUUUCUAUGAGGAAUAUUUAAAUCAUGGUUAUAAUAUGGCUGACUCUGGCUUUCACCAUAGUUAUUAAGAAUAAUCCAGGGAGCUGGAGAGAUGGCUCAGUGGUUAAGAGCACUGACUGCUCUUCCUAAGGUCCUGAGUUCAAAUCCCAGCAACCACAUGGUGGCUCAUAGCUAUCCAUAAUGAGAUCUGAUGCCCUCUUCUGGUGUGUCUGAAGACAGCUACAGUGUCUUACAUAUAACAAUAAAUAAAUCUUUAAAAAAAAAUAGGUUUGCCAGGGCUAAAGAGAUGGCUCAGUGGUUAAGAGCACUGACUGCUCUUCCAGAGAUCAUGAGUUCAAUUCCCGGCAACCACAUGGUGGCUCACAACCCUCUGUAAUGGAAUCUGAUGCCUUCUUCUGGUGCACCUGAAGAUAGCUACAGUGUACUUACAUACUGUACAUUAAAUAAAUAAAUAAAUAAAUGAUCCAAAAUGCUACUGUUAAGAAAGUGUACUCUUAGGCCGGGCAGUGGUGGCGCACACCUCUAACCCCAGCACUUGGGAGGCAGAGGCAGGCGGAUUUCUGAGUUCCAGGACAGCCAGGGCUAUAGAGAGAAACCCUGUCUCAAAAAAGAAAGAAAGAAAGAAAGAAAGAAAGAAAGAAAGAAAGAAAGAAAGAAAGAAAGAAAGAAAGAAAGAAAGAAAGAAAGAGAGAGAGAAGGCAGGAGGCUUGGAGUGGAGCUCAGUGCUAGAGCACUUAAAAGGCUGUGGGUUCAAUCCCAAAUACCACAAAAAUCUAGGAAUGUAACUGAAAAAUGGAAAGACAUAUUAGAAACUACAUUUAAAAUAUAGACAUGGAUAUGUGACUGAGUUGAUACAGUGCUUGCCUAGCCAUGGGUUCAAACCACAACAUCACAUAAGCCGGGUAUGGGUGUAAGCACAUGUGUGUUAUCCCAGUGCACUCGGGAGACAGAUGGGAACCAGAAGUUCACCCUCAUCCUUGAGCAUAGCGUGAGUAUAAGGCCAACCUGAGCUACAUAAAGACUCUAUCCCAAAGACAAAACAAAAAACAAGAAAAGAUACUGUGACUAUUCCCUGCUAUUGAUCAUGCAAUAGCCUUCCCAUGUCUUAUAUAAUGGAGUUUAUAGAAAGAGAUGGACAUAAUUGACCCAGGAAAAAAAUUUGGGGGUGAUUUGUUGUGGUUGCUACAAAUUUGAUGACUAGAAGGAUCAUUCCUUGUAAAUUGAGUGAUUCUUAAUUUCUUAUCUGCUAUUCAUGUACUUGUCUCUGCCAAAUGAAUUUACGCUGUGAUUCUUAGGAAACUAGUGUGAAGACUUGUCAAGUUGAACUGGGCAACACUCCUACUGUGUUAUCUCUAGCUGCUGGUGCCUCCCGUGGCCAGUGUUUUGUGUGUUUUCUCCUUGUUUAAGAGCAACAUUCUUGUAUGGAGAAAGGCUUGCUCUGGCUAAAAUCUGUGAAAAGCAGAUUUUCUCAUUUAAAAUAGUGUUACUUUUGUGGAAAUUUUAAAUUUAGCUUUUAUCUGAAGUGCCUUAAGUAGAUUCUUAAUUUACUUUUCUAGUACUGGUUUGAAUAUAAUUCAUUAUGUAUUUUUAAUAUACUGUUCAAAAAUGAUACAUACUAUAGCAAAGAUAACCAAAUGUCUGGCUUACUGCUUUCUGUCAAUAAACUUUUACAAUCUAAA